AUGGAAAAUUCGAUCGAGAUUCCAACGCUGAAUGAAGAACCCGUGUUCAUCGUAGCCUUACAAGUCAUCUUUGUUUUACUUCUCAUCAUUUUCGGUCUCAUCGGAAAUUUCAGUGCCUGCGCAAUGGUUUAUACACACCGUCAUCUUCAAACAGUCCCAAACUUCCUAAUUGUAAAUCUCAGCAUCUCAGAUAUUCUGCGAAUUGCCUUUACUCUCUUGGUUUCAACCGGUGUCCUCAUAAAAAGGCAGUGGAUUUUCAACGAAACUCUCUGCCGCGUCAACGGCUGCUACACGCUGACGUUUCUUUUGGCGUCUUUAAUGUCAGUGACAAUUAUAAGCGCCAACAGGUAUUUUUUGAUCGUACGCCCCAGUGAAAGCGCCACAUUUUUCAGCAAACGAAGGACAAGAGCGAUGGUGGUAUUACUGUGGUUUCUCGCCGUGUUUAGUGCUCUUCCACCCAACUUUGGCUGGGGCCAUUAUGGAUUUUUCGCUUCUCGCGCGACUUGUUUCAUCGCUGUUGGAAGCAGUUACUCCUACACGACUUUCCUGGUGCUGGCAUUCAUUGCAACGCCAUUUUCGGUCUUGAUAUGGUGCUACUUCAAGAUUUACAUGGCUAUUAGAAGAAGCAGAAGACGUGUGAUGGAGCAGGGCGUGAGAACUUUAGCCAGGACACUGAGUGCGGAAGGUAAAGAAAGCCGGAUCCACAAGGAGGUAAGUAAUAAAAUUGGCUGUUUUAUAAUUAAUAAUUUGCCUUGAGUACUUUAUGAAAAGCCUUCAUGUAUUUGGCUUAUAUUGAUGAUCACUCUCUGCAAUACAUGGUCCAUAGCCUCUUACACUUGUUUAAAGCCGACUCUGAGAAUGAUAUGCACAGAGCAAAACAAAACCCGAAAUUUGAAGUGAAACAUUGAGAACACCAUAUUUCAAAGUCAUAACCGAUUUAAAAGGCAUCACCAAGUUUUCCGUCAACGGACGAACGGAGGGUUUUUUGGUACUUGUUACUGUUCAUACUCGAGAAUUUUUUUGGUAAUCUAGCGAUUGAACUUUCGAUCGAUCGAUAUAUUUUGUUUGUUUAUGAUCCCAGUUCCAAUGUUGCGUAAGUUUCUGUUUCUAUCGUACCUAUUCAAAAACACUUGAAACAUCUUUUAUUGUAAAGUCUGGUCCUUUUUCUUCUCCAACUUAAGAAACUAAAAUAAUCGACAUUCACAGUAUAUAAUAAGGUUUUCUCUUUAUUUUGUUAGAUUUGAAACAUGUUUAAAUUAAUUUCAGUUCUUGGCAUGGAAAUGAGUUUAAAAAGGCAAAAAUCUAAUGAAUUGUUUACCUAAUGCCCAUUCUCAUUUGUGACGUUUUAUCGUUCUGAAAAAGAAACGUACCAGAUCACAUUUCUUCUUUGAAUACGUACCUUGCGCAUUCUUAAUAAUUCUUAAUAAUUGCCGUCAUGUUAGUCUUUAUGGAUCAAAUUUUUUGAGGACAUAAACUCGAAAAUUGUCGGAAAAAUACCGGCAGGAAAUGUCAAGCACAGAUCAUUUCUUUUUUAUUGUGGCCGACAUUUCUGUCAAAGAAAAUCAUGACAGUGUCUUAUGAUAGGAAAGCAAUAACCGGCAGCAGUUUUACAAAUGAAGUGUUUUUCUCUCGGGGAGGUACUUCUGGGAAUUCUUGGUGGGGGUGUGCCGCCCAGUUCUCCAAAUCCUGACCCUAUUUCAGAGGAAAAAAUGUCAUUUUUCACAUCCGUUUUCAGACCUGGCCUCUAAAAAAUUAUGUCCUCCGCUAUUACUUACAGCUGUAGAUCAGAACACCAACAAAAAACUAUUUCUUAAAAUCCACUUCGAAUUGGUAUAUUUCUCUUUCUUUCUUACUCAUUUUGGAAUUGAAGUGAUAAAUACGUUCAUACACUCCUGUAGUUUCCCCGAAAACCAUACCCGAUUCCAGACCAAAACGGCGCAAAAUCAUACCCUUUGGGGCGUACCCCUUCCCCGGAUUUUUUUUCAUAGUCAACUCUCUUAUACACAGGAGCAAAUUUUUGAUACGUUUUAAAUUAUCGAUGUUCUAAAUAAGGAAAUUCUUAUCAAGUCUGUUGUGAAGGCUAAUGGUGUAAGACGUAUCGCUUUUGAAACGCCCACGUGCAUACGCAGUUUGGUGUUGUUUUUAGAGCACGAGGUUUCUAGUUUUCUAUCUGUUCAGCCAAACAUUGUGUACUAGUCAGUGAAAACCGAUCAUUACUCUUGGCAAACACGUGUAGAUGCAUCCAGAGUAUGCUAGGGUAAACCAGCCUCGGCAGUGAAUGCUAAUGUAAACCUGACUAAGGCCCUGUUUACAUGGAGUGGGGGACCCCGGUUUAGUGGGGUAGGUUUCUUUUGUUUUGUGUCCUCCAGAGCGUGAAAACAAAAGAAACCAAUCCCACUAGACCGGGGUCCCCCACUCCAUGGAAACAGGCCCUAAGUACGUUCAUACUGGAUAUGCCAGGAGCCCAUAACCCGGAGUUAGCAACUCCCAUACUAGGUCUAUGUCACGGCGUUUUUACGGAACAUUUUAUUUUUAGACACCUUUUAGGGCACUUGUUCCCGCGAAAAUAGAAUCUUCACCAUUUCUAUAAGCGCAUUCGAAGUAUAAAAAACUAAAAGGCAAAAAUUAUCUUAUUUAAGUGUGUAGGGUUUGCUGACUGGUUUGUGCAAUUUAAAAGGUAUUCAAAAUUCGCGCCAAAGCCGUUCUAAAAAUAAACUGGUCCGUGAAAACGCCGUGGCAAGAGCGCAUGGAAAUUGCUCGCUCCAGUUAUGGGCUCCUGUUAUGCUUAAAUAUGGGUAUAUUUAGAAAUAUAUUAAGCAUAUAAAAUAUAUUUAAGCGUAACAGGAGCUAUAACUAUUAAAAUGGUUACAGCGUUGACCGCGAAGGGUGGUUCUAGAGGGUGAAAAGCCAGAAAAAAAUGUCACUGUUUGGCAGAAAUGUUUAGUAAAAAUUAUUGUUUUCAUUAUGAUUGUGCACUCCGAAAGUGAAAUGUUCAUUUCAAUGUCUAAAGAUAAAGGCACUUUCUUAGAGCAAAUUAAACGUCUAUUGAGGGUAAAAAAUCAUGGAAUUUACUUUGUAAAGACGCUAAAUUAAAGGAGGUGUAAUAACGAGUAAAUCUAACAAUGGGAAACCGUAAAGAGCAUGUACUCGGGUAACGAGUGUCUCUAGCAGGGUAGAAAGAACCGUCGAUAGAUUUUGGAGAAAUAUCGCUUUUAUUUCCUACAAACCAAUUUCUUUCCUUUCUGUACAUCAGUAAAAUUCCCUGUGGCUCAUUCUUUGACCCUAAGAGCAACUAAACUAAGAGAUAGCUUCACAUUUUUACCUUUUGUCAAAGGAAAGACUUGUCAAGUUUUCCCAUAUACACUCACAAGUUCACCACGAGUUUAUUCGCCAUGUUACUCCUUGACGAGUAACAAAAAAAGCUGGGUACGAUAUGCGACCACAAUGCUUCUUGGGAUUGUUUGAAGGGACAGCGGGAAAGUCAACAAACAUGCUGCACUACAAAUGCUGUUUUAAGGUGGCUCGAUACAGUUUUUCAGGGUCAAUUUAUCGAGUGGUUUAAAAAUCAUUUACUAAUUUAAAGUGGAGCAAAAUGUUUACACAACCGCUAACGACAGCGCCUCGAUAAGUACUAAUCAAAUCCUCCUUUCUAGCAAUCGGCUGGAUCUAUCUCCAUGAUCUUUCACACACGUUUAUAAAAAGAUUUAAAACUACUAUCAGGCGAAAUUGCACGUUAAAUGCAUUUCGUUUUCUACAGGUAACCUCCAAACAUCAAGAUUGUCCAUUUUUUACUGUAUUUCUAACCAUUAAAACUUCAUCCCAAAAUAUCUCGAUAACGCUCAUACAGAUUUCACUUAAACUUCAUGGACAUCGAGGAGGCUAUUGGAGGAAAAAGCUCCCGUAAACGAUUUUGGAAGAACUGUUCCCAGUACCGAGAAAUACUGCCGCAAGUAAAAUAGGUCAUGGUGUCAUUUCGUUUCUAUGACUCCGAUGUCAUUGCGACUCUGAUCAUAACAAAUUUUCAUCUUUAUCUAAUACAAUUGUGGUGGUAAUUUUUGCAAAUCUUUGUUUAUGUCGACGUAGUUUAUGCUCAAACUUGGGAGGUAUUGACCCUGAAAAACUGUAUCAAGCCACCUUGGAAAUUUUUCCUUGUGGAAACCGGAGUCCUAGACCUUGGAAUCCGGAAGACAGCUGCAGGAUUCCGGAAUGCCACUAACAAUUGGAAUCCGGAAUCCAGGUUCCACUGAAAAAGAUCUGGAAUCCAGUAAUUAGAAUCCAAAAUCCAAGGCGUGAAUCCAGAAUCUAAGACUUUCUUGGAUUCUCUUACAUAGGGCGAGUAACAGGUGGCUUGCUGCUGUCCCCCAUGUCCCUACAGCUAUUGCGUUCAUAAGUCGUACUAGUUCCCCGCCACUGAAUUUUCUUUUUUACCUAUCUCCAGGUCAAAGUUGCAAAAACCGUCCUCCUAUUGAUUGGAGUAUACAUAGUCACGUGGAUUCCAAUUCUUGUUAUCCAUUUCUUGCGCGUGGCCCGGAUCGGUUACAUUCCUGACUCAGUUGAUCUUGCUGCAGCGUUUCUUAUGAGCAUGAGUUGCGUGACUAAUCCUUGGAUCUACGGCUACAGAAACAGACACUUUCGUGACCAGCUGAGGCGGAUGCUCUGUAUAACGAACCGCGUGACACACCUUGUGGAGAGGCAGCAAGUAAUGAAUAACAUCGGCCAUCACAAGUGA
Messenger RNA from Porites lobata, 4729 nucleotides. Lineage: Eukaryota; Metazoa; Cnidaria; Anthozoa; Scleractinia; Poritidae. The record is from the annotation of a GenBank genome assembly.